This is a messenger RNA of Drosophila hydei, 1934 nucleotides long. It is a transcript of the gene MFS1, whose product is annotated as putative inorganic phosphate cotransporter. The transcript has 4 exons. Gene Ontology annotation, cellular component: plasma membrane. Bases 41 to 1486 code for a protein of 481 amino acids. Gene Ontology annotation, molecular function: transmembrane transporter activity. The record is from RefSeq and is a predicted model, not a curated record. Lineage: Eukaryota; Metazoa; Arthropoda; Insecta; Diptera; Drosophilidae. Gene Ontology annotation, biological process: monoatomic anion transport; transmembrane transport.
UGGACGUGCGCGGUUCAAAACGUAAGACUCGAGCAAUAAAAUGACAGCUGAAGUGAAUAAAGGUCCCUUGCUGGGUCAGCGUCAUGUGCAGACCUUUUUGCUGUUCCUCUCGAUUGUCGUCAACUAUAUAGCCAAGUUCAAUGCGGGCGUUGCUGUUGUAGCCAUGACCAAUGCGCAGAGCACAAAUCCCAAUUUUCCUGAAUACGAUUGGAACGAGAUGGAACGCUCCUAUAUAUUAUCCAGCUUCUUCUGGGGCUACAUUAUGACCCAGUUUCUGGGCGGUUGGCUAUGUCGUCGCUAUGGCGCCCGUUUGACCAUGUUCGUGUCCACUUUUGGCUCGGCUUUGCUGGUGCUGCUGGUGCCCUUCUGCGUGCCCUGGGGCGGUUGGCAGGCGUACUGCGCGAUCCGAGUCUGCAUGGGCAUAUUUCAGGGUCUCAUGUUUCCCUGCGUUCAUGCGCAUUUGGCCAAUUGGUGCCCGCCCUCGGAACGUAAUCGGCUGGGCGCCUUGGCCAACACGGGUCUCGAUUGCGGCACACUCUUGGCCAUGUUCGUCAGCGGACAGGUGGCCGCCUCCAGCAUGGGCUGGCCCGGCAUCUUCUACAUCUCGUGUGCUGUGGGCAUGUUCUGGUGCAUUGCUUGGCUGAUCUUUGGCGCCGAUACGCCAAGGCAGUCCAAGUUCAUAAGCAAAGCGGAGCUGAGCUACAUUGAGUCCUCGAUCAGUGCGAAUAGCAAGCAGGAGCAGUUAAAGGAAUCACGGCAAAUACCUGUGCCCUGGAAGGCUAUUCUCACCUCGCUGCCGUUUUGGUCGCUGUUCUUGGUGCGCUGCACUCAAUCCUGGGGCUAUUCGACGCUGCAGGCCGAGAUACCCGCCUACAUGAACGGCGUGCUCUUGAUGGAGAUGAAGAGCAAUGCUUUGUUCUCGGCGCUGCCCUAUCUGGCCUCCUGGAUUAUGGCCUUUGUCUACUUGAUUGUUUCGGAUAUUCUGAUAUCUCGGGGCGCAUUGACAAUUACGGGCAUACGCAAGACCUACAGCUCGUUGGCCUCCUGGCUGCCAGCCAUUAGCUUGAUUGGCCUCAGCUUCUUGGACAGCAAUCAGAAGACUUUGGCCAUUGUUCUGAUGACAGCCAGUGUGGGCAUCAAUGCCGGCGCCACAAUUGGCAGCGCUCUGAACACAAUUGACCUGUCGCCCAACCAUGCCGGCAUCCUGAUGGGCAUAGUCAAUACAGGCGCCAAUAUUGUGCCCAUCCUAACGCCGCUGUUGGUGGGAAUAAUAGUGAAAAAUGAGCAUGAUCGCGUCGAAUGGCAGUUGGUCUUCAUCAUAUCCGCCGUCAUAUUCUUUUUUGGCAAUCUAUUCUACAUUAUCUUUGGCCGCAUGGUGAAUCAGCCCUGGAAUGACGCAGACUUUUUGGAUGAGCAGAAGCAAGCGCUUAGCCAAGAAGAGGGAAAAGCAGCCAAAGCCAAAUCCAAAUCCAAAUCCAAGUCCUAAGCCUUUGAGGCACACAAAGAGAAUGGCACAUAUUGCUGCAGUUACUCGAUCGAUCAGUAUAGCUUUAUUCUUACAUCGAGCAGGCCAUCUAGUGAUAACAAGACAUACGAAAUAGCAGCGCUAAUAGUUUUAACUAAUAUCAAUUAAGAACAACUCACGGCUGGCUCGUAGACGAACAACCAACUCUAGUUAAUAAAUAUAUAUUUAGAGACUCAACAAAUAAUUUCUGAUAUUGCUUAUCUGCAUUUAAUGAGACUUCGUACUUCUGAGCUAAUCUUUUUCAAUUAUGUUCUAAAGCACUCGAUUUCAAUUAUAUAUAUAAUUGUAGUUGACUUUAACGUAGCUAAAAUCACGGCGAAAGCCUGGGAACAUGCACUGAAUGAUAGUUUUUGUUAUCGCUCUAUGGCUGUAGAUUAAAUGCCUUUACUUUUUGUUGAGAGUGUAGUAA